This is a messenger RNA of Emericellopsis atlantica, 2180 nucleotides long. RefSeq lists its product as uncharacterized. Lineage: Eukaryota; Fungi; Ascomycota; Sordariomycetes; Hypocreales; Bionectriaceae. Gene Ontology annotation, biological process: fatty acid metabolic process. Gene Ontology annotation, molecular function: medium-chain fatty acid-CoA ligase activity. The record is from RefSeq and is a predicted model, not a curated record. The transcript has 2 exons. The coding region runs from base 301 to 2100 and encodes 599 amino acids.
ACACAAUUUCAACUGUAUAUAUAUAUGGAUAUGGUAUUCCCUUACAUUCUGAUGGGAAUCGGACAUAGCUCAGCUUCUGUGUCUCUACGCCAUACACCCUGGCGCAAGUUUGGCGUGGUCCCCGGUCUCCAAUUCUGAGCUCCAUCACGGCAAUCCCCAGUCGAUCCUCAAUCCACCUCUUCCAGAUUCAUCACCUCGCGCGCGCAUCCUACCACACGCGACACACCCCACCUCGCAACGCAGGCAACCCCUAUGCUGACCCCCAACAAGUCUACCCCACUAAGAUAAUCAUCCGUCCUCAUGUCCUUGCGAUCCCUUUUGCCCUUGUCUUUACGCGCCCGUUUGACUUGCUGCUGUCACAGCUCACGCUUCUCCCGUACGAUACAUGCCAGGAAAAUGACGACUCUGCCAAGAUUGCCUAUACUGGAGGCCGUAUCCGGGCACAACCCUUCCUCAACCGCCGUAGUGCACGCAAAGUCAGGACGAAGCUUCACGUACGGGGAGCUCUUGGGUGACGUUGGCAAGGCGAGGGACAGACUAAAAGAGGCCUGGGGCGGCAAAGAUGGGAAUGGUGAGAGAGUGGCGUUUCUUGUCGAAAACAGCUAUGACUACGUCGUGACCUUGCUCGCCUGCUUGGCCGCGCGAUCCAUUGCUGUACCGUUAUCACCUGCUUUUCCCGCGCCAGAGCUGCAAUACAUCCUCAACCAAAGCGAAGCGUCCCUUCUUCUUUCCUCGGCCAAAUUCGCAACGAAAGCGGAACAAGUCCUUGAGACCGAGUUGUCCUCAAAGCCAACGCAUGUCGCGCUACCGAAACAUCAAGGCGGUGGGCCCAACACUGGGGCGAUAACGUGGGACGAGUCUGGUCCGGGCGAGGCAGGUCUCAUGCUCUACACAUCUGGCACGACAAAUCGACCAAAAGGUGUCCUCUUACCACAAGCCACGCUCACGGCGCAAUGCCAAUCGCUGCUGCGCGCUUGGUCAUACACGCCUAGCGAUCACCUGCUACACGUCCUACCGCUCCAUCACAUCCACGGCACCGUCAAUGCGCUCCUCACCCCCUUGCUUGCCGGGUCUACCAUAGAAUUCCUCUUCCCAUUCAACGCGGACGCAGUAUGGAGCCGUCUGGCCGCCCCAUUCCUACCUAUGAACGGGCACCCUAUCCCAAGUGACAAGAUCACCUUCUUCACCGUCGUCCCAACAGUGUACUCGCGCCUCAUUGCGACGUACAAGCUCAUGAGUCCACAGAUGCAGCAAGCAGCCAGCGCGGCCGUCAGCCCCGAAAACAUGCGCCUCAGUAUAUCCGGCUCGGCCGCUCUGCCCACACCCAUCAAGUCCGCGUGGCGCACGCUGAGCAAGGGCAAUGUUCUCUUGGAACGCUACGGUAUGACAGAAGUCGGCAUGGCGCUCUCUUGUGGCCUGGAUCCAGCAGAUCGCGUCGAUGCUAGUGUGGGCUGGCCCUUGCCCUCCGUGCAAGCGCGGCUCGUCGACGUUGACACCAACGAGAUCAUCCGCGAAGGCGAGGAGAUUGAUCCCGAAACCGGCAAGGAGCGCUCAGGAGAGAUCCAGCUCCGUGGGCCUACAAUCUUCCAGGAAUACUGGCGGAACCCUGCCGCUACGGCUUCCGAGUUUGUGGAGGGAGAAGACGGUCAAGGCAAAUGGUUCAAGACGGGCGACGUGGCCGUGCGACGUCCCGUGCCCAGUGCAGCACAGAGUCAGGACUGGACCAAGGGGCCUUUAUACUUUAUCCAGGGGAGGAAAUCCGCGGAUAUCAUCAAGACAGGCGGAGAAAAGGUCAGCGCGCUCGAGGUGGAACGCGAGUUGCUGUCCUUGGAUGAGGUCGCCGAAGCCGCUGUCGUCUCGGUGCCCAGCGGCAAAUGGGGCCAGAAGGUCGGCUGUGUCAUCGUGCUGGACAAGGAUUUCGCGCAGCAGUGGAAGCCGAUGGACAUGCGAAGGGCAUUGCGCGACCGCUUGGCGAACUACAAGAUCCCCCAGGUCAUGAAGAUAGUGGAUGAGAUCCCCAGGAACGCCAUGGGCAAGAUCAACAAGAAGCUACUGGUGCAGGUCACCUUUAAGGACGAGCACAGUGGGGACGAGAUGUAAUGGGCGAUGCGCAUUGGAGCACUGUACAUCAGCAUAUUGUAAAGAUACCAAGCGAUAGGGGCAUAGACGAUGAUGGCAAA